This is a messenger RNA of Procambarus clarkii (red swamp crayfish), 561 nucleotides long. Lineage: Eukaryota; Metazoa; Arthropoda; Malacostraca; Decapoda; Cambaridae. The record is from RefSeq and is a predicted model, not a curated record.
AUGGGAUUCCGAGAAAAAUAUCUGGGCUACAGUACUCCCACUGUAGCCCUGGACUAUGUACAGGGCUACAGUACUCCCACUGUAGCCCUGGACUAUGUUCAGGGCUACAGUACUCCCACUGUAGCCCUGGACUAUGUUCAGGGCUACAGUACUCCCACUGUAGCCCUGGACUAUGUUCAGGGCUACAGUACUCCCACUGUAGCCCUGGACUAUGUUCAGGGCUACAGUACUCCCACUGUAGCCCUGGACUAUGUUCAGGGCUACAGUACUCCCACUGUAGCCCUGGACUAUGUUCAGGGCUACAGUACUCCCACUGUAGCCCUGGACUAUGUUCAGGGCUACAGUACUCCCACUGUAGCCCUGGACUAUGUUCAGGGCUACAGUACUCCCACUGUAGCCCUGGACUAUGUUCAGGGCUACAGUACUCCCACUGUAGCCCUGGACUAUCUGAAGCACCUCAUCAACUUCAUGAACACUAAACUCAUCAUCAUCAUCAUCAUCAGAGCAGCUGCGGCAACAUCAGGAUCUGCGAGUUGGUACAAGAAUGUACCCAUCUACUGA